Molecule: messenger RNA, 2231 nt
Organism: Carassius gibelio (silver crucian carp)
Lineage: Eukaryota; Metazoa; Chordata; Actinopteri; Cypriniformes; Cyprinidae
Product: homeobox protein Hox-A3a
Exons: 4
Coding region: 290-1525 (411 amino acids)
Biological process (GO): regulation of transcription by RNA polymerase II
Cellular component (GO): nucleus
Molecular function (GO): RNA polymerase II cis-regulatory region sequence-specific DNA binding; DNA-binding transcription factor activity, RNA polymerase II-specific
Source: RefSeq, a predicted model, not a curated record
ACCGUGGAGGUGUUCAUUGACUGCAUCCACUACUGCUUCUAACAAACCAGAUUACUAUGGAGUGGAAACACGUCGACCGGAUUCACUCGGGUGGACGAUGGUCAGCUCUUGAUCUCCAAAUAAAUGAAUGUGCUCCAUCACUAAGCCUACGAGAGACUGUGUUUUGCUUAAGGUUCAUCCGUAAAGCCCAUUGGCGAAGAGGUGUCACGUGACUACGCCGAGCCAAUGUUCUUCUACGAAGGUGUCAGGACCUUGUCAGAAAGUGAAAUAAACAUUGGGAAACGGCGAGAUGCAAAAAGCGACCUAUUGCGACGGCUCAGCAAUUUACAGUGGCUUUCCCUAUCAAAGCGCAAACGGUUUAGUUUAUGAUGCCAAUCAGCAGCAAUAUCUCCAGGCCCUUCAUGUGGAAAGUGAGUACCAUCAACAGGCCUGCUCCCUGCAGUCCCCAGGUGGCUCUGCAGCUCUGCAUAAACCCAGUGAAAUCUCCGAGGGGUGCCAACGAAGUAACGGGUCACAAGCUCCAGUACCAGACGUUCCCGACAACAACCAGCCUCCUACUGCCCCUUCUGGACCAUCUUCCCCCAGUUCCCUGAACCAAAUACCUAGCAGUGAUACCACCGCCAAGAACCCAGGGCACGCAUCUCCACCGCCAGGCACAAGAAAACACAUUUUUCCGUGGAUGAAGGAAUCCCGUCAGAACACAAAGCAGAAAUCCUGUAGCACCAUUUCAGUAGAGAGCUGCGCUGGAGACAAGAGUCCCCCCGGAUCGGCCGCCUCCAAGCGCGCUCGUACUGCAUACACGUCUGCUCAACUCGUGGAGCUGGAGAAAGAAUUCCACUUCAACCGUUACCUCUGCCGCCCCCGACGAGUGGAAAUGGCAAAUCUGCUCAAUUUGACGGAAAGACAGAUUAAGAUAUGGUUUCAGAAUCGCAGGAUGAAGUACAAAAAGGACCAGAAGGGGCUAGGAAUGAUGCCCUCUCCUGGAGCACAGUCUCCUCACAGUCCCGUUGCCUUAUCAUCUGGUGGCGGAGGAGGGGGUGGGAGUGCAUAUUUAAAUUCAAUGCAUUCUCUGGUUAAUAGCGUGCCCUACGAUUCACCCUCUCCAGCAUCGUACAACAAACCCCAGCCUAAUGCAUACAGCCUUCCUACGUCAUAUCCACCUCCUCUGAAUAACUGCCCGCCUCCUCAGAAGCGGUAUCCGGGGACCGGCACAGCCACACCGGAAUACGACACGCAUCAUCUUCAAGGCAACAACAAUUACGGGACGCAAGUGCAGGGUAGUCCGGUUUAUUUAAGUGGUGGUGGAGGCUACUCGGAUUCUUUGGUGGGGAUGGGGGCCUCGGUAUUUGGCCUGACACAUCUACCGCAUCCACCUCAAGGCAAUAUAGACUACAACGGCGCUAUCACCAUGGGAAAUAGCCAUCAGCAAGGGACUUGCGAACCAAACCCAUGCACAUUCACAGACAUUACACCGCACUAUUCUCAGGGAAGAAUUCAGGAAGCGCCCAAACUGACGCAUCUAUAGUGCCGACACAAUGUAUGUCUGUCCCAGUCCACGUGACACAUUUGCUCUCCGUCUCUAACUGCGUUCUCCCGUUCUCAACCAUAGCUGCGUAUAUUUGGUUCAUAUUGGUUUCCCGACAUAGCCUCAGGUGAAAAGACCUUGUUGUUGGUUAUGCUUAAUACAUAGAAAAGGAAAUCAAAGUUCCUCAAAGCUCAAAUGUCUUGACAUCAUGGGAAUAUCUAGGCCUGUAUUGUUUUGAUGAAAUAGGAAACAGGGUAUCAGAACACAUAUUAGAAAAAGUUUUUAUUUGUAUUUUAAGUCUUCAAAAUUCUCCUCGGUUCACGAUUUAUUUUCUUUUUUGCAUUUUGCACUUGAGGAAGGAUGCAUAUGAACACGAUUUUUUUUAUUCAACAGUCUUAUACAGUGUGGGCUCGUGUCUUUUAGGUCUUUCAAAUGUAUUUAUUUGUUUCCAUGGACAGUAGAUUUUGUUAUUCAGCCCACAUCAUGCAGAUUCCUCCAGUUAUGUCAGUGCUGAAACAAGUGCUAACAGCAAGAUUGUUCAUCAAAGGUCAAUGUGUUCAAAUAUUAAUCGAUGUGUGCAAAUGUUAGUCAUAUGUUGCUUAAACAUUCGAAAGAGACAACGAUCAAAAGCUUUUUAUUAGUUUGAAAUCCCACGUCAAACAAUUAAUGCUGCUCCAUUUCUGAAGAAAUAAAAGACACUAAUUGA